Knipowitschia caucasica is the source of this 300-nucleotide messenger RNA. Lineage: Eukaryota; Metazoa; Chordata; Actinopteri; Gobiiformes; Gobiidae. The record is from the annotation of a GenBank genome assembly.
AUGGAGGAGGUCAGUGAUGGAGGAGGUCAGAGAUGGAGGAGGUCAGUGAAGGAGGAGGUCAGUGAUGGAGGAGGUCAGAGAUGGAGGUCAGUGUGGAGGUCAGUGAUGGAGGAGGUCAGAGAUGGAGAGAUGGAGGAGGUCAGUGAUGGAGGAGGUCAGAGAUGGAGGUCAGUGAUGGAGGAGGUCAGUGAUGGAGGAGGUCAGAGAUGGAGGAGGUCAGAGAUGGAGGAGGUCAGUGAUGGAGGAGGUCAGAGAUGGAGGUCAGUGAUGGAGGAGGUCAGAGAUGGAGGAGGUCAGUGA